This is a messenger RNA of Saccostrea echinata, 4515 nucleotides long. RefSeq names its product neurogenic locus notch homolog protein 1-like. The record is from RefSeq and is a predicted model, not a curated record. Bases 1 to 4500 code for a protein of 1499 amino acids. Gene Ontology annotation, molecular function: calcium ion binding. The transcript has 7 exons. NCBI's taxonomy places the organism in Eukaryota, Metazoa, Mollusca, Bivalvia, Ostreida, Ostreidae.
AUGGUUUUCAAGGUGGCAGUAGGGAGGAUAACUUUUUUCAUGCACAUAGAUGAAGUAAAGAGUCCAGGUAAUAAACUUCACGGGGGAGGCUGUUGUCAGGGUGUGACGGGUACCCAUUGUACCAAGUUGUGUAAUCCUGUACUCACCAUAUGCCUUAAAAACAAUCACCAUUCCUGUACGUCAAGUUUUACCACAACAUUAAACAUGAGACGACAAGACGUCUUUUAUGGUUCUAAAGUUGGGAACACAACAAACCCGCAGUUUUUAGAAGUUGAUUCAUGGAAUAAAUAUCUGGACAAGAUAUCCGUGAGAGUGGUAGAUUUACAACACUCCUCCUCACCACUCAUCUACCAGACAGAGUUUGCCGAUUACAAUCUUCAAAUAGGAAACAACAUACUUUCACAACAUUGGCGACAAAAAAAUUUGGUGGCAAGUUAUUUCUCGGAUAAAAAUUCUUUUUUUAUCCAGAUAACCUACAAGGCCUACUGUUCUGAGGGUUACUAUGGAUCAGACUGUACAGCUCAUUGUCCUGGUAAUCCACAGAAGUGUGUCGUCAACGGUCAUACUUACUGUAAAAUGGGAUGGCAGGGAAAUAAUUGUGAUGAAGAUAUCAACGAAUGUGCUAAUCGACGGUUUUGUGGUCAUGGUACCUGUACAAACACAGCUGGUAGUUUCCAUUGUAAAUGUCCCUCCUCUGUUUACGGUCUGAAAUGUCAGCUGGAUGAGGAUGAAUGUCUUCUGGAGCCGUGUAAUGGAGGAGAGUGUGUCAACAAGAUCGGAAGUUACACAUGUCAGUGUAGAAGCGGAACAACUGGUAAAAACUGUGAAUCGUUGACUGCUCACCAAUGUCACAGAGAUACGUGUAAUAAUCAUGGACAGUGUCAUGUUAAGCAUAGCAACACCAUGUGUACGUGCAACAAUGGAUAUACCGGUACGGACUGUUCCAUAAGAAACUCGUGUGCUCAUAAUCAGUGUCAGAAUGGUGCUACAUGUGUGAUAUCUGGAACAAAUUACAUAUGUCAUUGUGCGAAAGGCUACAUGGGAGAACUUUGUAAUAAAGUUGCUUACUGUGCAACGCUUCCCUGCAAAAAUUCUGGAUCUUGUAUUAAUACAGCUUUUGGAUAUAAUUGUUUAUGCACUGAUCAUUUUAUGGGACAGAACUGUAGCACGUACGAUUACUGUUUUGGACAGAACUGCAAUAACCGAGGACAAUGUCUAAACAGACCAAACGGUUACACUUGUCAGUGUAGGACGCAGUAUCUUGGUAAAAACUGUGAGCUGAAUAAUUAUUGUCAUAGUAAUCCAUGUAUACACAACUGCUCAAAUACAAACACUGGCUAUACUUGUCAUUGUUCAUAUGGCUUUACGGGAGAUCUUUGUGACAAACGUGAUUAUUGUGCUAGUAAUCCCUGCCAAAAUUCUGGACUGUGUAGUAAUGGUGAUUCUGGGUAUAAUUGUUCUUGUAUUGUUCCUUUUUACGGUCAACACUGCACUGAGUAUGAUCAUUGUUUUAAUCAAACAUGUAGUGGACAUGGAAUCUGUCGUAAGUUAAUAAUCCCAUCAAAUGGGCAGAACUACUACUUGUGUGAAUGCGAUGCUGGAUGGACUGGGUCAGAAUGUCAGUUUUAUAAUUACUGUCACAAUAUAUCUUGUUCUAAUCAUGGAACAUGUUUUAACAGUGGUACUGAUUUUUUAUGUGUAUGUAUUCCUGGAUUCUCGGGAAGAAUGUGUGAAUCAACUCAGUAUUGUAAAUCAUCGUCUUGUAUUGCUCCAAGGGUCUGUAAGGAAAGUAUAAUGGGAUAUUCGUGUGAAUGCCCAUAUGGGGUUGUAGGAAGCAACUGUGAUAGAAUUGACCACUGCUUGAAAAAUCCAUGUGGGGAUCAUGGUACUUGUAACGACAAAGAUAUCGGAUAUAACUGUUCUUGUUACAUUGGGUGGACAGGUGCGUCAUGCGAUGAGAUAGAUCAUUGUGCAAAUACUUCCUGUCAGAAUGGUGCACUUUGCAAUAAUAAUUUGUUCAACUACACUUGCUCCUGUAAAGACGGAUUUUAUGGUCGAUUUUGUGAAAUCACAGACUAUUGUUACAAUAAUUCAUGCAUUAAUAAUGGGACAUGUCACAAUCAGGCUAACACAUUUACAUGUUCGUGUCCUAGUGUGUGGACAGGGCAGCUGUGUGAGAAGGAAAAUCUGUGUUUUACUUCUCAGCCUUGUGGACAACAUGGUCAUUGUUUGCAAGUUGAUAUGCAAGUGAAAUGUUCCUGUUCAGCGGGCUGGAUAGGAGAAAAUUGUACAAUUAAAGAUUACUGCUAUAAAUCUCCUUGUGGUUCUAUGGGAACCUGCCAGAACUUAGAAGAUUCUUAUGUUUGUAACUGCCAUCCAGAAUGGACGGGUAAAAACUGUGAAGCUUAUGCGUGCAGAAACAAUACGUGUCUUCACGGAAGUUGCCAUGCCGCUAGGGAUACUCUUUAUUCCUGUGACUGUGAUCCAGAUUGGAUUGGAGAUGAUUGUGAUGUAGUGAAUCCGUGUAACUCUACGUCAUGUGAAAAUGGUGGAAAAUGUGUGGCCCAUUUAUUUACUCCACCAUUAAAUUCAAAUUCUUCUAUAGAAUCAAUUGUUAAUGCUACUGCAUCAUGCAGAUGUGUAAAUGGAUGGGAAGGUGAAUUUUGUACAGUUGAUGUUGAUGAAUGUCAGCAAAAAAAUCCUUGCCAUGGGCAAGGUUCUUGUUUAAACAGUGUUGGCGGAUUCACUUGCAAAUGUGAGCAGGGCUUCAUUGGCAUUGAUUGUGCUGUAGAUAUUAAUGAAUGUGCAUCGAAUCCAUGCCAUAACAAUGCAACCUGCGUCGAUGCUGUUGACGGUUAUACAUGCUUAUGUUCGUCGUUUUUCCAGGGUGAUCUGUGUGACAAAGAUAUAAAUGAGUGUCAGUAUUUUGUAUGUGGGUCUCAUGGCACUUGUAUCAACAAGUAUGGAGAUUAUAAGUGUAUGUGUGCACCAAGCUGGACAGGUCGUCAUUGUGAAAGUCACAUCAAUUCGUGUUCUCUUGACCCUUGUAAAAAUAAUGCAACAUGUUUUGAUGUAGAUGAUACAUUCUUCUGUACAUGUGACGAUCGGUUUACUGGGCGACAUUGUGACAUUGAUGUGAACGAAUGCAAGACUAGAACGCCCUGCAAAAAUGGCGCAUUUUGUUCAAAUACAUAUGGGUCAUUUUAUUGUACAUGUCCCAAAGGGUGGAGUGGAGAAUUUUGUGAAGAAGACAUAGAUGAAUGUCAAAACAAUGUUUCUUGUCCAAGAAACACUACCUGUGUUAACAAAAUAAACGGAUUUGAAUGUAAGGAUUGCUCUAUUUUUCAUUGUCUGAAUGGGGGAAAAUGUCUUGAUACAGAGCGGGGGCCAGUCUGUAAAUGCACACAAGACUGGACAGGAGCUCAGUGUAAUGAAAUCAAUUUCUGUAAAGACGAUCCAUGUGGGACACUUCAGAUCUGCAUCAAUGAAAAAAGUACCUUUACUUGUGAAUAUCACUCCUGCAAAAGCUCUCCUUGUAAACAUAGUGGUAAAUGCAUUGAAAGGGGCAUUGAAUAUUACUGUGAAUGCAAAUCUGGUUGGAAAGGAAUAUUAUGUGAGGAAAAAGACUACUGUGCAGUAAACGUUUGUGAAAAUAAUGGAACUUGUCAUAAUGGAAACUCUUCCUUCAUUUGCAUUUGCUCCGAAGACUGGUAUGGAGAACGUUGCGAGCUCUAUAAUUUUUGCUUUGACCAUCCUUGUAAAAAAGUUGGAGUUUGUCAGAAUUUGUUAGAUACAUAUUUUUGCGAUUGUCCACAGGGUUGGAUGGGUAGGGAUUGUGAAAUAUAUAAUCACUGUGUAAAUUUACCAUGCAGAAAUGAUGGUAUUUGUAACAACAAGAAUACGUCCUACACAUGCACUUGUCCAGGUGAAUGGAAAGGAGUCAACUGUGAAGAAUACAAUAACUGUUUCAGUUCACCCUGUCACAACAAUGGGACUUGUCAGAGUGAAAAAAAUUCCUUUUCAUGUUCCUGCUUACCGGGCUAUUUAGAUAAAACAUGCGACGUGUUCAAUCAGUGCCUCUCAGACCCAUGUCAAAAUAAUGGGACUUGUAUAAUGAAUCAGACUAAGUAUGAAUGCCGAUGUCAUGGCGGGUACAUCGGGACACAAUGUGAAAAGGAUAGAGACGAAUGCAAAAUGAAUCUUUGUCCGGCAAGGUCAACCUGUUUUAAUCAAGAUGGUGGAUAUUUGUGUUUAUGGGAGCGGAGGAAGAAGAGGGAAUACAUUUCAAAAGGGUUGAAAUAUGGUGUCCUAGAAUUGCAGUAUUCUAUAGACAAGAGUGAAUUACACAGAAACAUAGUCAAUGCUGAACGACUAGUCGACGAAAAGCUCUGUCAAACGAGUCCAACGUUGUUCCAACCAACAUCAUUGGUAUCAGAAGGGACUAGCAAACUGUACCUACAUUUUAACUAUCGGUGCAAUGGGGUAGAGGACCACUUCUGAUGAUGUUUAUGCGAC